AUGAUCACGGAUUCCCCUCAGCUUCCACUGCUCGGUCGUCCCAGCACGAAGGAUAACGACGCAUACCAGGUCGGAGUCACACUUCCUGAGGCCGACCGAGAAGAUCUCCGCAAGCUGAACACAAAAGCCGAAGUGCGCACUUGGACACUCCUAAAGGCGGAAGAACACGAGCGGCUUAUGCUCGUCUACCGCAGCAUGCACAACGCCACCGUUCUCUGUGGCACCCUCCCUACCGAGCUCCUCUCCCUCAUCUUCGUCUUCGCAACCGCCACAACCUGGUUGGGAACGAGAAGUCGCGUGGCACUGCGGCUGUUGUGCGUCUGUCGCCGCUGGCGCGAGGUUGCGCUGGGAUGCUCCGAGAUCUGGGCCAACACGCUUGACACUGGGACGUUCCACAUGGGCGAAAUCGGUGUUAACAACGCGGACACCGACGACGAAGGUGAAGACGGAUUCGGAAACGAGGAGGAUGAUGAAAAACAGGCAACCUGGGAAGAGAAGAACGGGAGACGUCAGGAGUAUGAAUACUUCCUCUUCGCCCUCAAGCUUUCCGCCUCGCGCCAGCUUGCAUUACACAUCUCGAGCUUUCCCCAGCAUUUUCUGAGCGUCACCCUUCCAGAACACACCUCCAGAAUCUCCAGAAUGACAAUCAAGAUCACGAGCGAAGACGUCUUCGAGCAGCUGUACCAAAUCCUCAAGAGCGGGAUGCCUCUGAGUGCCACACGAUAG
Messenger RNA from Epithele typhae, 726 nucleotides. RefSeq lists its product as uncharacterized. The record is from RefSeq and is a predicted model, not a curated record. Gene Ontology annotation, molecular function: protein binding. The coding region runs from base 1 to 726 and encodes 241 amino acids. The transcript has 2 exons. Lineage: Eukaryota; Fungi; Basidiomycota; Agaricomycetes; Polyporales; Epitheliaceae.